UUCUUUGGGCAAAAGAAAACACCGACGAUACAGCAGAAAGGGUUUAUAUUUAAAUCUCCUGCCGGUGGUCUGUUUUGCUAAUUGACGUCGGAGUCAGUAGGAGAUGGCGGCUUUACAGUACCUAGAUUCUCUUCGCAGUACUCAUCCGGAGCUGUCCGAUUGGUACAAUACUCUUGCCGAUCUGUACCAAAGGAAGCUAUGGCAUCAACUCACUCUGAAGCUCGAACAGUUCGUUGCUCUUACCGUUUUCCAGGCUGGUGAUGCUCUCAUACAACUAUAUCAUAAUUUCAUAACCGACUUUGAGACUAAGAUCAACCUUCUCAAGCUGGCACACUUUGCUGUGAUAGUCUCUCGGCAAUAUUCAGAGAAAGAAGCUGCCAUCAGUUAUCUUGAUGGGGUGAUUGAGAAGCUCCAGGCUACGAAAGAAACACGUAUAGAGGAGCCAGUUCUUUAUAUUAAGAUGCAGAUAGCCAUCUUUAAUCUUGAGAAAGGAGAUCAAAAGGAGUGCAAGAAUCUUCUAGAAGAUGGGAAGAGUACACUUGAUAGCAUGACUGACAUUGAUCCGUCGGUAUAUUCCAACUAUUAUUGGGUAUCAUCUCAGUACCACAAAUCCCGCCAAGAGUUUGCUGAGUUCUACAAGAGUGCUCUUCUUUAUUUGGCAUACACCUCAGUGGAGUCUCUAUCAGAUUCAUUCAAGCUGGAUCUUGCAUUUGAUCUAUCCCUGUCUGCAUUAUUGGGAGAGAAUGUCUACAACUUCGGGGAGCUACUUGCCCAUCCAAUUAUAAAGAGUCUGCUAGGGACGAAGGUUGAAUGGCUCUACUACAUUCUCGAAGCAUUUAACUCUGGAGAUCUAAUUCGCUAUCAAGAACUAUGUCGUGUUCAUGGAGCUUCUCUUAGUGCUCAGCCUGCUUUGGUGGAUAACGAGAAGAAGCUUUUGGAGAAGAUUAACAUUCUCUGCUUAAUGGAAAUUAUCUUCAGUCGACCAUCAGAAGAACGAACUAUUCCAUUGAGCAUCAUCGCAGAACGAACAAACCUUACCGUUGAAGAUGUGGAACAUCUUCUCAUGAAGAGUCUAUCGGUUCAUCUUAUUGAGGGUAUAAUUGAUCAAGUUGAUGGAACAGUUUAUGUUUCAUGGGUGCAACCGAGAGUUCUGGGAAUUUCUCAAAUCAAGUCAUUGCGUGAUCGGUUGGAUGGUUGGGUGGGAAAAGUACACACCGCGUUGAUAUCUGUGGAAGCAGAAACGCCGGAUUUAGUUGCAUCGUAAGUCUUUGUUUGUUUCCAUCCCUGUAACAGAAUACUUUCGAAAGCCCAAAGAAAAGAGCUCAUAAGAGACCAGCAAAAGGAAUUAAGAGACUAAUGGCAGUUGAUUUGGGCCGACUUAGUGUAAGCGUUUUUUCUUUGAUAUUCCGCCAUCGGGAAGGAGGCUCUUGUGUACCUUACAUUUUAGAAUUUUUGAUUUAUGGUUGGAGAGUUGCAUAUAAACAACUGUUGUCCUUUCAGAGAAUGAUAUUUUCACUUAUUACUAGUGUUACUUUUAUGAUUGCAUUUAUGACAAAUUUAGCUUCCAUUUUGCUU
Cynara cardunculus var. scolymus (artichoke) is the source of this 1575-nucleotide messenger RNA. Its product is annotated as 26S proteasome non-ATPase regulatory subunit 13 homolog A-like. The record is from RefSeq and is a predicted model, not a curated record. Bases 104 to 1264 code for a protein of 386 amino acids. Gene Ontology annotation, molecular function: structural molecule activity. The transcript is spliced from 6 exons. Gene Ontology annotation, cellular component: nucleus; cytosol; proteasome regulatory particle, lid subcomplex. NCBI's taxonomy places the organism in Eukaryota, Viridiplantae, Streptophyta, Magnoliopsida, Asterales, Asteraceae. Gene Ontology annotation, biological process: ubiquitin-dependent protein catabolic process.